This is a messenger RNA of Trifolium pratense (red clover), 864 nucleotides long. RefSeq lists its product as uncharacterized. Lineage: Eukaryota; Viridiplantae; Streptophyta; Magnoliopsida; Fabales; Fabaceae. The coding region runs from base 104 to 703 and encodes 199 amino acids. The transcript is spliced from 5 exons. The record is from RefSeq and is a predicted model, not a curated record.
AGAAAGACAAAACCCACAACAUAUUGCAUAAACCCUAAAUUUCAACUUUCACUGAAUCGAUUUGGAAGACGAAAAAUUGAAAGAGAGAUUCAAAAUCGCAACAAUGUCAGAUAGAGAAGACAACGAUUCUGACGCCCCUGAGGAAUUCACAGCUGAACAGGGUAUAAAAUUAGAUGAAGAGAUUCGAAAGAUUAAAAGAGAAAACGCCAUUAGGGUUAAUACUAAAGAGAAAGAACGUCGAAGGAAGUGGGCUCAAAAUAUAACGCCUCGACCAUCCAAAGCUGUUAAGAAAUCUCAAGAUGUAUCAAUAACUGAAUCUGAGGAAGAACCAAAAACUGCUAAAAAAUCUCGAGAUACAUCAAGAACUGAAUCACAGCAAAAACCAAACACUGCUGUGGGAUUUCUUCCACAAAACAUUGUUGAUAUGCUUGCAGCCCGCGAGAAGAAAACUUUCUUAACCGACACUAAUGAGGACAAGGAUGAAGAUGAAAUAAAGCCUACCACUUCAAGGAAGAGAAAAUCCAAGGAUUCAGGUUCUGGACCUCGUAUUGUGACCCAACUAGGUCCUCCUCCAUGCUUACAGAGUGCCUUAGAUUUCUUGAAAGAGAGGAAAAUGUCGGUUCCAAGAUCGUCUGCUGUUUUGAAGAAUUCCAAACAAGCAUUGCGUCUUCUUUCUAGUUCUGGGAUCAUACGCCAGAAAUGAGGAUUUUUAUUUCCUUAUAAAUUUAUAGAUUGUUUUGGCCAAGAAGGUGAGAUGUUAAUGUUGCAAUAUUUAUUUUUAACAAUUCAUCUUUGCUGCUUCUGUCGGUCCACUGUACUGAAUUGUAAUGUUAAGAUAUCAUCAAUGUUAGUUGACUUUAAUUA